AUGUCUGAAAUAUGGUCAUUGGGUGCUAAGCGACUUCUAGCACGUGUUAAUUCAUUUCAUCAACCAGAUUCAAGCAAAUCAAAAUGUAAAUUGUUUGUUUGCAAUGACCAACAGAUCGGAUGGAUUCGUGAAGAUGCUGCAGAGCAACUCCGCCGAUAUCCAAAUGUUUUCGUUGAACAUUCAGAUCGGUUUACAUUAGCUGAGCAUUUAAAUACUAAUGAAAGUCGUUCAGAAGCUGUUGCUCAAGUUGUAAAUGAUAUGCGUGCACGAGAUUGUCUAAAAACAUUACGAGGUUGGCGAGAUGAAUUGUAUCUAGUAAAAUCAGCUUAUAGCCAACCACCGUUGUUUAAAAUCGAACGAGCUGCUACAAGUAUAUUUGGUAUACGAAAAUAUGGUUCACAUGUCAAUGGAUAUGUUAUUGAUGAAAAUGGCACAUGGCACAUGUGGAUUGGAAAACGAUCAGCAACAAAACAAACUUUUCCUGGCAUGUAUGAUAAUAUGGCUGCAGGUGGCAUGAAUCAUGAUUUGACACCAACUGAGUGUAUGGCCAAAGAAUGUGAAGAAGAAGCUACAAUUCCUAAAGAAUUAGCACUUGAGAAAUUAAAAGUGGUGGGAGCCGUUAGUUAUACUUACGAAGACGAUGAUGGUAUACAUCCCGAGGGUGAAUUUCUUUAUGACAUUCAAUUACCAACUACCUUUACACCUAAUAAUAGCGAUUGUGAAAUGGAAAAAUUUUAUCUAUGGACAAUACCCCAAGUGAAGCAAGCUAUCAUUGAAGAUAAUUUCAAACCUAAUUGUGCUAUAGCUGUACUUGAUUUUCUUAUUCGUCAUGGUUUUAUCACGCCUGAACAAGAACCUAAUUAUUUUGAUAUUCUAUCGCAAAUGCAUAUGCCUGGACAUUAA
Messenger RNA from Rotaria socialis, 903 nucleotides. The record is from the annotation of a GenBank genome assembly. NCBI's taxonomy places the organism in Eukaryota, Metazoa, Rotifera, Eurotatoria, Philodinida, Philodinidae.